Drosophila hydei is the source of this 550-nucleotide messenger RNA. RefSeq names its product glutamyl-tRNA(Gln) amidotransferase subunit C, mitochondrial (gene GatC). Gene Ontology annotation, cellular component: mitochondrion; glutamyl-tRNA(Gln) amidotransferase complex. Gene Ontology annotation, biological process: glutaminyl-tRNAGln biosynthesis via transamidation; regulation of translational fidelity; mitochondrial translation. NCBI's taxonomy places the organism in Eukaryota, Metazoa, Arthropoda, Insecta, Diptera, Drosophilidae. The transcript has a single exon. The coding region runs from base 81 to 530 and encodes 149 amino acids. Gene Ontology annotation, molecular function: glutaminyl-tRNA synthase (glutamine-hydrolyzing) activity. The record is from RefSeq and is a predicted model, not a curated record.
AACGCCAACGGUGACAACUCCGUUUACUAAAAUAUUAAUUGUUAUACAACACUACAGUGUAGCGAAUAGAUCGCACAACGAUGUUGAGAAUUUAUUCACGUUUUUAUUGCAAAAUUGCAAUCCAAACUAGUCAAAUUGCAAAGCAUAACAAACUAGAUUUUACGCAUUUGAGUCAUACCACUAAAGUGCCACAGACACCUGUUCCAGCGGCUUUUCCUGACACCAGUAAAAACGCUGUCGAAAUAGACACUAAAACAAUUAAAUUGUUGGAACGUUUAUCUUUGGUGGAUCUGGACAGUGAUCAGGCGCUGGAAACGCUCAAGAGCAGCAUACAAUUUGCAGAUAAAAUUGCGGACAUCAAUACGGAUAACGUGCGACCGCUGUAUACAGUGCUGGAGCAUCAGCAGCUGCAAUUACGCAACGAUCAAGUGACAGCCGGUGAUAGCCGAGAGGAGCUGCUGCGCUGUGCCAAGCGCACUGACGAGGAUUACUACGUGUCGCCACCGGGCAAUAUACCAUUAGAACAGUAAUUGCCAUGACUACUCGCCUA